CCCCUUCCAGAAGUUGGCGUGCCUUGUUUCUUCUCCAUAGAGCAUUAAUUAUGCAUCGAUGUGGCCUUCUCACAUCCUUUAAAGAGCCAGUGCCUUUGAAAAGCAUUUCGGUGGAUGUCAUUAUACGAGGUUUCGUGGCUGACGUCGUAUCGGAACUCCAGUACCAGAAUGAGGAAAAGAAUCCAGUGGAGGCCACUUUUGUCUUCCCUCUGGAUGAUGAAGCUGCAGUAUAUGCCUUUGAAGGUCUGAUAGAUGGGAAAAGGAUUGAGGCCCAGAUCCGAGAGAAGAAGCAGGCAGAGCAAGAAUAUGAUGAUGCCCUGAGUGAAGGCCGCCAGGCUUUUCUGCUUGGGAGAGAAGAAAAUACCAGUGACAUUUUCACAUGCAACCUGGGCAAUCUUCCUCCUGGUGGGGAAGCCACACUGAAACUGCGCUAUGUUCAAGCACUAGCAGUGGAACCAGAUGAUGCAGUCCGUUUUGUCCUGCCAGCUGUCUUGAACCCCCGCUAUGUUCCUGAAGGCUCAGAAGGGGGCACCGUUUCCCAGCAGAUACCACGAGUGUCCACAGAAGCUCUACCUUAUGCUCUCACCCUCAGUGCCAAGGUGGAGUCCCCCUAUGGCAUCAACCGGGUGGACUCAAAAUGCAGUCUUAUACAAAAUAUGUCAGAGGAUCGCACUGCUGCCCAGGUCUCCUUGGCUAAAGGGCACCAAUUUGACCGUGAUGUGGAACUGCUGAUAUAUUAUGAAGAUGUGCACAAGACUAGUACCAUUUUAGAGGCUGGGAAAUCUGGAGCUACUCCAGGUUCACUGAUGGGAGACCCAGCCCUCCUGCUAAGCCUGUACCCAAACAUUCCAGUUGCCAAAGCAGGUCAGUGUGUUCCUGGAGAGUUUAUCUUCCUUCUGGAUCGCUCUGGCAGCAUGGGUACCUUCAUUGGUUAUAGUUUGGGCUCACAAUCACGCAUCGAGAGUGCUAAGGAGACCUUGAUUUUCUUGCUAAAGAGUCUCCCUCUGGGAUGUUACUUCAACAUCUAUGGUUUUGGCUCUACUUAUGACUCAUUUUACCCGCAGAGUGUUAAGUAUACCCAGGAAACUAUGGAUACAUCUGUCCAACGUGUGAAGGAGUUGGAUUGUGACUUGGGAGGUACAGAGAUUGUAAAACCCCUGAAGGCUAUUUACAGCCAGCCAUGCUUUGAAGGACAUCCUCGACAGAUCUUUGUGUUCACUGAUGGAGAAGUGUCCAAUACAAAUGAGGUCAUUGCUGAAGUUCGACGUAACAGUCACUUCCAUAGGUGCUUCUCCUUUGGAAUUGGGGAAGGGGCUUCCACAUCCCUGGUCAAAGGCAUUGCUCGAGCUGCUGGAGGCAGUGCUGAAUUCAUCACUGGCAAAGAACGCAUGCAGGCCAAGGCUUUGCAAAGUUUGAAGAAAGCCCUUCAGCCAGCGGUAUCAGGGAUCUCUCUGAACUGGGAACUGCCAUCUGGCCUUGAGGCCAAACCUGUGGGGUCAGGCCCUCAGGUCAUUUUCCAAGGUCAGCGCUGCCUCAUCUAUGCCCAGAUCCGGGGCCAACUUCAGACGACAGGCUCCAUGGAGGGGACAGCCAUUGUUCGGUAUAAUUUCCAAAAUGAGAGUCCCACAGAAACAACAAAAUUCUCAUUCCAACUUGAGAAGACAGACAGGCUCCCUGUUCACCGUCUUGCAGCUCAGGCGCUGUUGCAGGAAUUAGAAGAGGACAAGGAGAUGGUGGAGGAAAAGCGGCUCCUGGCGCUAGAGACAAGCCUGAGCUCUGGGGUGGUGUGUUCCCAGACAGCCUAUGUGGGUGUGAACACGGAGCUGGGCAAGCCGGUUCAAGGACCUCUCCUCCGCCGAGAUGUCCCCCUUCCAGCUGCAGUUUUCACAUAUGCAUCGCCAGUAGCGCUCCGAAUGAAAGCGGGAUCACCAGGUAAAAAUAAAUGCAGUUCAGCUGCCAAAUCAGAUCAUGGAACAUAUUUCGGCUCACGGUCGUUAGGUUCAGUUUUCAAUGUGAGGGCGAAGAGAUGUGCUGUACCACAAAUGGAAUGUAAAGUGAGAAAAUCACCCCAUCCAGCAAAAGCUUUGAACAGCUCAAGAAGCAGCACUAAGGAAGAAGAAUCUCCUCUUUUGAAGUUGGUAUCCCUGCAGAAUGCAGAUGGCUCCUGGCCUCAUGGGCCUGCCUUAGCCACCAUACUAGACCUGAGUGAAGCUGAGAUCUCAGACAAAGCACCAACCCAUGUGACCCCAGAUAUAUGGGCAACAGUGCUGGCUAUUCUCUGGCUUCAUUUGAAUGCUGCAGAGAAGAGAGAUGAAUGGGAACUGCUGGAAGGAAAAGCUGUCCAUUGGCUCCAAGUGAAUUCAGGAGAUCAACUGGCUAAGUGUGUGAAUGCUGGCAAUGAAGUUCUGGGAAGCAGAGUCAGCCCCCAGGUAUUUGGGCUCUGAGUUUACAGUGUCAUCCUAUGCCUGAAACUGGGACAUCUGCAUCUAUUCUGCUUCUUUUCUUGCUGCAAUGUAAUCUGCUACAACCUCCAUUAGAAUCUACUAGGUUCUGGGUUGUCAUUCCCUUGAAAGUACCAGUGCAUUGCUUACAAACUCACUAAGUUCUAAUGCAUCACAAAUUGCUCUACUGGUGCAUUGAUAUGCAAGCAUUCUAGGCACAAAUGUAGCAAUAGUGAGUAUUUAGGCUUAUAUAUCACCCUAUAGCAUUUUACAGCACUCUCUGGGAGGUUUACAAUAUUGAAGCAUUAUUUGCAUAUUGCCCCCAACUGUCUGGGUCCUCAUUUUAUCAGUCUUGGAAGGAUGGAAGGCUGAGACAACUUUGAGCCCUAUCAGGAUUGAACUCCUGUGUGCAGAGUUUGCUGGUAAUACUGUAUUCUAAACACUAUC
Messenger RNA from Notechis scutatus (mainland tiger snake), 2888 nucleotides. Lineage: Eukaryota; Metazoa; Chordata; Lepidosauria; Squamata; Elapidae. The record is from RefSeq and is a predicted model, not a curated record.